Molecule: messenger RNA, 3254 nt
Organism: Trichobilharzia szidati
Lineage: Eukaryota; Metazoa; Platyhelminthes; Trematoda; Strigeidida; Schistosomatidae
Source: the annotation of a GenBank genome assembly
CACCAUGGCAACGUAAGAGCGAAAUGUAAAUGUUAUCCAGCGGCAAUUCAAAUGAGUGAAGAUGAAGAAAAUAGUUCUUCAAAUCUGUCCGAGGCAAAACAGUGUCCUACUCCAGUCCCCAGAAACCAUACAGAGCAGAUAGUUCCUGAUGAUGUAGAAAUUCUGAUUGCUAAACCUGAAGGCUUUCAAGAUCCAUUACAGCACUUAGAUGAAGUCGAGCUGGAUGAAAUUGAUGACUCGAGAAUUAAACGGGAAGAUUCUUCUACCGUCAGCAUACAUCCCGCGAUCACUUCGGUAGAAAAUCUUGGAUAUGAAGGCAAGCUAAGCAAUGUUCAAGUUGCUCAAAUGAAACAUCGGUUUUUCAAACUAACUGGUCUUCUUUCCAAAACACGUGAUAAUGAAUUCAAUUUAAUACAAUUAUCUAAAAAAUGGUCAAUUGAAUUGGACAAUUUACAUGAGUACUUAUCCAAGGCUGAUAAUUAUCCUGAAGGCUUUAAUACAAAAUCAGAUGGAUUACGUGAACAGUUGUUAAACGCAAAUAAUCGUCUUUUACAAAUUGAAGAAAGAAAUGAUGAAUUGAAAUAUACCAUAGAAGGUUUGAAGGAUGAAAAACGUAUGCUACAAAAUGAAUAUAAUCGUAUGCCUAAACAAGAGGAUUUUGAAGAUCAACGUAAACAGCUAGAGAAAUCUGUGAAUGAAAUUAAAACAGAAGUGAAUAAAAGUAGCACAGAAAGUCGACAUUUAAUGCAAACAUUAAAAGACACUAAAGAUAUGCUGACACAAAUUGUCAAAAUGAAAACGGAUACAGAAGAACAAUGCGAAAAUUUAAAGUUAGAGAGUUCUGAAAUUCAAUCACAACCUUUACAACUGUUGAAGGAGAGUGAUAAAUUACAAAAACAAAUAGAUGAAGUAGAACGUCUUAAAUAUGAAUCAUUAAGUGAACAAACGAAAUUACAAGAUGAAAUGAAAUCACUGGAAACACUUCGUUUACAACUUCAACUUGAAAGUGUUAAAUUACAAAAUCAGUCAGCUAAAAGACAGAAAAAGCUCAAUGAUUUACAAUCACAGUAUGAAGCUGUUAAUAUGCACAUUCGUGAAUUGGAACAAAAGAAUACUGAAAUGUCUCUACAGAAAACUGAAGCUGAUCUGAAAAUGGAUCAUUUAAAACAAGAGCUUGUACAACUAACUGAUCGUAUUAAUCGUCAAACACGUAUACGUGAAGUACUUAUACGCAAAGCACGUAAAGCUGAUAAUAUAUUACAAUCAUUGAAAGAAUCUGUUAAAUUUACAAUGAAAUCAUGUGCUGAAAAACAUAUGAAUUGUUUAGCUAUGAAACAAACUGGACAAGAUAAUGAAUUGUUAAAACAACGGACAUAUUUAAAUCAUGAGAUAAAAAAACUUAAAGAACAAUUACUUAAUCAAUGUCAACUUACUGAACUGGAACAAUCUAAACUUCGUCAACAUUUACAACAAGUUGAUCAAAUGAAUUAUGAUUUAGCUAAUUUACGUAUUGAACUGGUAGAAUUAACUCGUCUUACAACUAUUAAAUCAGAUGAAAGAGAACAGAAGUCCCGAGAUUUUUUAACUGCUCAAUCACGUUAUCUACGUAUACAGGAUGAUAUUAAAUCAAAACAAUUACAAAUACAUGAAUAUGAAAAAUCAUUAAAUAGUACACAGAGGAAGUUAAACGACUUUGCUAAACUCUAUGAUACCAUUAAAGAAGAACGUAAUAAUUGUUUAAAUUUAAUACAAAUAGCUAAUCAGCAUAUACAAGAAUUAGGUGAAAAAUUACGUAUAUCUACAAAUGAAAUUGAUAUAUUAAAGAAUAAUUUAAUACAUAAACAAGAAUUAUUAGACAGACAAAGACGAAAAACUGAACAGUCUACUGCAGCUCGUGAUGUAUAUCGUAAUGAAGUUUCUAAAUUGAGUUGUACUAUACGUGACAAUGAGGCUCAAAGAGAACAAAUGAAACAAGCAAUUCAAAGACAAAAUAAUAUCAUUACACGAACUACAAAACAAUUAGAAAAUUUGAGGAAGGCUAUAGGUCAUGCCAUAAAAUUACGCAAUGAUCGAGCUGUUGAAUUAGUUGAACGGAAUGAAGAAUUCUGUGUUUUACAAGAAAGAUUAAAUCUACAAAAUCUUACACUUUGUAAAGGUGAAAUAGAGCUGAAUAAAUUAGAAGAUGAGAUAAAAUGGCUUCAGCAAACAAAGAAUGAUUUGAUCCGAAGUAAUGAACGUAUAAAGAAGGAGGAAAAAGAAAGAGAAAAGUUGAAAAAUGAAAUUUUAUCUGGUCAACUACAAUUAGCUGUAUGUAAAAAUCGUGUGGCAAAAUUAGAGAAUACAGUUACAACGCCUAAAGCAUUUCUACUGGAUAGUGAUCAAGGUGUUUCAGUGAAAAAAGAUUUAAUACAGAUAAAAGAUAAAAAGCCAGCUAAUAUUGUAUUGUAUGCAUCACGUUUAAAUGAACUUGGCGGUAAACUUGAAAAUCCAGCUGAAUUAAAACAAAAAAUUGAUACACUUGAAAUACAAAUAUGCUGUCGUGAACAUAAAUUAUUAGAGUUGAAUUUACUUUUAGAUUCAAUUAAGUGUUUAGUAAAUCGACUUGAAAAAGAAGCUGAUUUAGGAAAAGAGGUAACACUAUCAUUAGCUAUUAAAACAAAUAAACAAAAAGGUACAACUAUGCAGACUACAAGACAAUUGAAAGCUACAACAGCUGAAUUAACAAUGUUAAUGACUACAGCCUAUGAACUACAACAACAAGUCAAGGAGCGUCGAGCUUUUCUAUCUGAGUGUUAUCGUCGUAUGGAGGCAGGUGAACCGCCAACAGAUGAUUUACUUGAGGAAUGGGAAAAAUAUAAUAGAACAAUUCAGUGGAAAUCUGAAAGAGCCAGAAUCACAAAGGCUUUAGAAUCGGACAACUAUUGGACAACAGCACCAGAAAGACCUAAUGCCUAUCUGCUUUAUCGAAAUUCACCACGAAAAUCUUGUGAAAAUCUUUCCAGUACAGAUGCUACUCUUAGCCAGUUAUCUACUUCCAAGUGUAAUCCAACUUUAAUUCCAUAUGGUGCUAAUGCACCAUUUCGACCUAAUGAUCCUAGUUCACAUAUGCGUCAUUUUCGUAGACCAGAAGUAAAAUCAAUUGAUGUUUAGUCUUUUUUUGACUAUAUCCUUCCUUGUUUUCCAUAAAACUAUUCUAGUAAAAAGGAAUUUUUCUGUUUUUUUUGUUUUAUCUUUUAGGCAUAAAGUGUACUGCA